This is a messenger RNA of Nicotiana attenuata, 5091 nucleotides long. Its product is annotated as translocase of chloroplast 120, chloroplastic-like. The transcript has 3 exons. NCBI's taxonomy places the organism in Eukaryota, Viridiplantae, Streptophyta, Magnoliopsida, Solanales, Solanaceae. Gene Ontology annotation, biological process: protein targeting to chloroplast. Gene Ontology annotation, molecular function: GTP binding; GTPase activity. The record is from RefSeq and is a predicted model, not a curated record. Gene Ontology annotation, cellular component: chloroplast outer membrane. The coding region runs from base 212 to 4393 and encodes 1393 amino acids.
ACCCUCAAAUCCGUCGAUAAACCCCUCUUAUCCUCUCUCUCAAUUUCACCUACUCUUUCCUACUGCUCUCUCUGCUUUUCCCUUUUUUCGCCUCUCCAAAAACUGAGGCACAAUUAGAAAGAUCUUCUCUUUUUCUGCUAUAUAUCUCUUAACCACACCCUUUUUCUUCGUCAUCACCGACAUAUCCUGGUUUCGUUGAGGUUUAUUUGUGAUGGAAAAUGGGGAGGAAGUAUUUGGCAAGGCUGGGGUAGGGGAGAGGAAUGGUGUCGUAGAUGAGACUGUGGAAUUGCAGGCGGAGGAUAAGGCAGCUGUGAGGCCAGAUGUGUCAAAGGAAUUGGAAGGGGAUGAUGUGUUUGAGGAAGCAAUAGAGCCAGAGACUCCUGGUGUUGGUGUUGAGGAUGGAGUUGUCAGUGAGGGCAAUGAUGGCAAGUCUGGGAAUGUUAACUGUUCUUUGGAGGACGGCGGGAAUUCUGAUUCAAGGGAUGAUACUGACAACUUUAAGGAAGCAGUUGAAGCUUCGCAUGAGAUACAGCAUGCCGAUGAUGAGUCUAAUCAGAAGUCAGAAGCUAAAUGGAACAAGGAGCCUUCUGUUGAGAAGCAAAGUGCUGAUGAAAUAUCUGCAAAGGGGAACUCUGAUUCAAGGGAUGAUUUUGAGAACUUUGAAGAAGCAGUUGAAGCUUCACACGAGAUACAACAUGCUGAUGAUGAGUUGAAUCAGAAGUCAGAAGCUAACUGUAACGAGAAUCCUUCAGUUGAGAAGCAAAGUGAUGAUGAGUUAUCUGCAAAUAAUGAAAAAGAAGUGGUUGAGCAGAGUAACAUAGUAGACAAGGGUAAAGAUGAGGUGGCUGAGGUUUCAGAUCUGGGUGCUGCUGUAGAAACUGAAAUUUCAGUAAAUUGGGAUGAAAAGAAAGAUAAGUCAGCUGAACCAGUUAAGAAAUCUGAGAAUGGAGUUUCCAAUCAUGUGAACUUGGGAGAGGCUCAAACUCAUGAUGAUGCAGAUGAAACAAACCCUGAUGUUCUUGGAAAAUUGGAUACCCAGGAUGCUAACGAGGCAAAAGUGGAUCUUCAGAACCAGGUUCAUUCGUACAAAGAUGCUUUGCUGCGUGAUGAAAAGAAUGUUGAUGUGAUUGAAACAUCUGCUGUUCAGCCUGCUGGGCAUCAGGACACUGCUGACGUCCACAGUAAUGCUUUAGUUAGUUCUGGCUCCGUACUGAAUGAUGAAAAAAAUAUUGAACGGGAAGGAGUGCAUUCUCUUCUUGUAAAACCUGUGAAUUCUGAUGUUAAGGAUGAAGAGCUGAAAGAUAUUUCCCAUAAUGAUGCUUCCACAAAUGGUCAUCUUGGAGAAAGCUUGAACCCAAGUGAUGAACUCAAAGAAGAAGUAGUGCCUACUCCAGAACAAAUUAAUGGUAGUUAUGUGGAUGACGAGCAUAUGGAUAUAGAAAGAACAGUGCCUUGUCCGGAACAAGUUAAUGGUAGUAAUAAGGAUGAAGAGCUGCAGAUAGAUGGAGAAAAAGCAGUAAGUAGUAUAGAACCAGUUAACAGUAAGGAUGAAGAGCAAAUAGAUGGGGAAAAAGCCGUGGCUAGUCCAGAACCAGUUAAUGGUAGUAGUAAGGAUGAACAGCAGAUCGACGGUCCAGGCCAUGUUACUGCUUCUACUCUGCAAGAAGGAAGCUCCCCCUUAAAGGCAGAAUUGAGAGACAAAGAAUCAACUAGCCCAGAACCAAUAGCUCAUGAGGACAUGUCGAAACAAAAGGAUAUUCAGAACGGUGAUGCUACUGAUCAUCAAAGACUGGAAUUAAACGAGUCGCCUGCUACUGGGCCAGGGAAUUUGAAUGACAAGAUCAACAAGCAGAAAAAUGUUUCUGUUUCUGGCACUCCAGCCUUUGAAAAGCAUACCAGAGAUUCAGUAAUGGAUAGAACCACUGCACUGGAUGAAAUGUCUGAAUCAUCAGAAGUGUUGAUGUCCAACAAUCAUGAGAAGGUCUCCGAGGUUUCUCAACCUCCAGUAGUUGAUGCAGGCGUUGGAGUCGAUAAAGUUGUUGUGAAGGAACCAGAAGCCAGAUCUGCAACGGAACUCCCAUCAUCUUCUGGUGCACCUGCAACUCGGAUACGCGCACCUGAUCGACCUGUUGGCCUUGGUCGUGCUGCCCCGCUAUUGGAACCUGCUACUCGAGCAGUUCAGCAGCCUCGUGUAAAUGGAACAGCAUCUCCUGCACAAAACCAGCUUGUUGAAGAAUCCACAAAUGGAGAGGCUGAUGAAUAUGAUGAGACACGUGAGAAGCUCCAGAUGAUAAGAGUCAAGUUUUUGCGUCUAGCUCAUAGGCUUGGGCAGACUCCACAUAAUGUGGUUGUUGCCCAAGUCUUGUACAGAUUGGGGUUGGCUGAACAGCUGCGGGGGAGAAGUGGAGGUCGUGUUGCUGCUUUUAGUUUUGAUCGUGCAAGUGCUAUGGCUGAGCAACUUGAGGCAGCUGGACAAGAACCCUUGGACUUCUCUUGCACAAUAAUGGUUCUUGGGAAAACAGGUGUCGGUAAAAGUGCAACCAUAAAUUCGAUAUUUGAUGAAGUUAAGUUUGGCACUGAUGCUUUUCAGUUAGGGACAAAAAAGGUUCAGGAUGUUGUUGGGACUGUGCAGGGAAUCAAGGUUCGAGUAAUUGAUACUCCUGGGCUUUUGCCUUCCUGGUCAGACCAGCGCCAGAAUGAGAAGAUCCUUCAUUCUGUGAAACGAUUUAUUAAUAAGACACCCCCAGAUAUUGUUCUGUAUCUUGACAGGUUGGAUAUGCAGAGCAGAGAUUAUGGUGAUAUGCCGUUGUUGAGGACAAUUACUGAAAUCUUUGGACCAUCAAUAUGGUUUAAUGCCAUAGUUGUUCUGACGCAUGCUGCAUCUGCUCCACCUGAAGGUACCAAUGGUACUGUAACGAGCUACGACAUGUUUGUAACUCAGCGGUCUCAUGUUGUCCAGCAAGCAAUACGUCAGGCUGCCGGAGAUAUGCGCCUUAUGAAUCCUGUUUCGCUAGUUGAGAAUCACUCAGCAUGCAGGACAAACAGGGCUGGACAAAGAGUGUUGCCUAAUGGACAGGUUUGGAAGCCUCACUUGUUACUUCUGUCGUUUGCGUCAAAAAUAUUGGCUGAAGCGAACACAUUGCUUAAAUUACAAGAUAGCCCACCAGGCCGGCCUUAUGCCACUAGAACAAGAUCUCCUCCUUUACCUUUCCUGCUGUCAUCCCUUCUACAGUCAAGGCCACAGGUUAAACUACCAGCGGAUCAAUUUGGUGAUGACGAUGAGACCUUGGAUGAUGAUCUGGAUGAGUCUUCAGACUCAGAAGAUGAAUCAGAAUAUGAUCAACUGCCACCUUUCAAACGCUUGACCAAAGCUCAGCUGGCAAAGUUGUCCAAAGACCAGAAGAAGGCAUACAAUGAUGAGUUGGAAUACAGGGAAAAGCUUUUUAUGAAAAAGCAGUUGAAGGAAGAGAGGAGGAGGCGGAAGAUGAUGAAGAAAAUGCAAGCUGCAGCUGAAAGUUUACCACCAACUGAUCCCAGUGAAAAUGUAGAUGAGGAGACAAGCGGUGCAGCAUCAGUGCCAGUACCCAUGCCAGACUUGGCGUUACCGGCUUCAUUUGAUUCUGAUAAUCCAACUCAUAGAUAUCGAUAUCUCGAUUCUUCUAAUCAGUGGCUUGUGAGGCCUGUCCUAGAACCUAAUGGUUGGGACCAUGAUGUUGGUUAUGAGGGCAUCAAUGUAGAAAGAUUGUUUGUUGUCAAAGACAAGAUCCCUAUAUCUUUGUCCAGUCAGGUUUCGAAGGACAAAAAAGACACCAAUCUUCAAAUGGAAAUUGCAAGUUCAGUGAAGCAUGGGGAUGGAAAAGCAACUUCUGUAGGUUUUGAUAUGCAGUCAGUCGGUAAAGACCUUGCUUAUACUCUUCGCAGUGAGACCAGAUUCUGCAAUUAUAGGAAGAAUAAGGCGACAGCUGGUCUUUCAGUAACUCUCUUAGGUGAUGUCAUGACAGGUGGGGUGAAAGUUGAGGACAAAUUAGCUUUUAAUAGACGGGGACUACUGGUUGUGUCUGGGGGUGCCAUGUUUGGCCGUGGUGAUGUUGCUUAUGGUGGUAGUUUGGAAGCGACAUUGCGAGACAAAGAUCAUCCUCUUGGUCGUUUCCUCUCAACUUUGGGGCUCUCGGUUAUGGACUGGCAUGGAGAUCUUGCUAUCGGAUGCAAUUCACAAACCCAGAUACCUAUUGGACGACACACAAACUUGAUUGGCCGUGUCAACAUUAACAAUAAGGGGUCUGGACAAGUUAGUAUUCGUUUGAACAGUUCAGAACAGCUUCAGAUUGCCUUGGUAAGCUUAAUUCCACUUGUCCAAAAGCUGCUUAGCUUCUCUCAACCAGUGCAAUUUUGAUGAUGAUGAAAAUAAGGCCACUGCACCAUACUGCCAUUCAGUGAUUCACAAAUCACUUGUAUAGUGGCCAUCAGCUGAUCGGCAUCACUGAACGUGAAUGCACAUUGUUUUCUUGAGACGAGAGAGAGGAGAUGCAUUACUGAGCUUCACGAGGAAAAAUGUUUGUGUCCAAGAUCAUCUGAAAGCAUUCGGUUGUAGCCUAAGAAGAGAGUUUAGCCAACCCCCCUGUUCAAAUUUCAAUUUUGGUUAUUAUCAUGAUGGGGAGAUUGAAUGCUCUUGUAAACUUGAUUGGGAAAUGUUAGCUAGUUAAGUUUCUAAAUAGAUGAUGAAAAAUGGAUUAAUGGUAUAGCAAGUUGAGUUUAGCUAUUGUAAUAUGGGGCUGCUGUUAUGCUGUUGAUGAGCCGUUCUAGUAUGCUCUUUUCGCGGGCUUCGUCGAACUGCAUUUUUGUAUUUGGUCUGCACUUCCUUGCUGGUUAAGUAACUUCUAGUCUUGAGAUUAAUUGCGAGAUUUUAACGAUUGGAGUUUAUUUAGCCCAGUCGGAUGGAUGUUUGUGCUUUUAUUCUAUUAAUAAUAGUAAACAUACAAAGCCAUGUGGAAGAUCCAAAGCAGAAUGAUCAUCUGCUGUCUAUUUACUAGACAUUGUAGCCAUCAAAUGGCCUCUGCCAAGUAAUAGUGAAAUGAUUAAUUGCUUUUGAUA